This is a messenger RNA of Mercurialis annua (annual mercury), 1500 nucleotides long. RefSeq names its product ankyrin repeat-containing protein BDA1-like. Bases 1 to 1437 code for a protein of 478 amino acids. The record is from RefSeq and is a predicted model, not a curated record. The transcript is spliced from 3 exons. Lineage: Eukaryota; Viridiplantae; Streptophyta; Magnoliopsida; Malpighiales; Euphorbiaceae. Gene Ontology annotation, molecular function: protein binding.
AUGUUAGUCAAAACGUUAAGAACCGACCAAAGAUUGAAGAUGGCAGCUGAACAGGGAGACAUCCAUGCAUUGUAUUCAACUAUAGAAGAAGAUCGAUGUAUAUUGGAUCACAUCGAUCAAACACCAUUUCUCAACACUCCGUUACAUACAGCUGCAUCCAAAGGGCAUACUAAGUUCGCAUUGGAAAUAAGAAGACUAAAGCCAUCAUUCGGAAGGAAGCUAAACCAAGAUGGUUUCAGUCCUCUACACUUAGCUGUUUACCGAAAAAAUUAUGAAACAGCUAUCCAGAUGAUCGAUGAAGACGGGCAUCUUGUGCGUGUCAAAGGAAAAAUGGGUAGAACUCCGCUGCAUAUAGCAGUAGAACAAGGGGAUAUGGAUCUUGUUGCAGCAUGUUUGACUGCCUGUCCUGCUUCUAUUGAAGAUGUGACUGACCAUAAAGAAACUGCACUACACAUUGCAUCCAAAAAUGAUAGAACGGAAGCUAUAAAUUCCAUUGUUAAUUGGCUUGAGUAUACUGGGAAUCGCGUGGUGCAAAAUUGGGCUGACAUGGAUGGCAACACUAUAUUGCAUAUUGCCAGUCUCAAGAAUCAAAUAGAGGUGGUCAGGCUCUUAACCAACGACUUGAAAUAUAGACCGUCAGUUUUGCUACUUAUGCCUGAUUUUCUUCUUGUUGGUAUUGAUCGUUUACUCCCUUUUCGAAAAUUAAACAAUGAAGACGGGUCGACAGUUUUGUUGAGUCUUAAAAACUCACAAGGUUUAACAGCUAUGGAUAUUCUACAGCAACAGGGGCACAUGCAGAUAAAGGAAAUUGAAAACAUGCGAUCAGCGGCUGCACAAAAUAAGAAUCAUGUAGAUUACGGCAGUGCAGAGUACUUGAAGAAAAAGAUAUCAAGUUUUGAUAAAAGGGUAAUCAAUUAUUUCCGUAAAAAUUUGCGAAUCUCAGAUGAACAUCGUUCGGGAGUAAUCACAGUUGCUGUAUUGAUUGCAACAGCUACGUACCAAGCUGUUCUUAGUCCACCUCGCGGCCUUUCGCAGGGGGGCCUUAUUCCAAAUGCUUCCCCUGCAGUUCGAAACGACAAUGUGGAUAAUAAUACAGGCACUUCUCUCAUGUCUGUGCCUCAAUGGUGGUUGUUCGCUGCGUUAAACACCGUAACAUUUUACGCCUCGAUAGCGAAAAUUAAUGAUCUUCUUUUUGGCGGCGGUAUUAACGUUAAUUUCCUCGUAUUUCCACUUGUUUUGUGCUAUACCACUGCCAUCUCUUCUAUCGCACCACGUUAUGGAGAUUUUGGUAGAGCUCACUCCACUUAUAUCACUAUUAUUGUUCUUAGCUUUUUACUCUAUAUCAAGGGGGCGGCCAUGGAAAGUUCCAUUACUAGAUACAAAAAGGUAUUUAAGAGUCUUCAAUUAAGACACCAUACUGAUGAAUGUAAACUCUGAUUUUGACCGUGAAAUUAGAGAAAUUAUGAGCUGAAUUAAGUUUAUCAUGUAGAAUUGCAAACA